Molecule: messenger RNA, 441 nt
Organism: Plasmodium cynomolgi strain B
Lineage: Eukaryota; Apicomplexa; Aconoidasida; Haemosporida; Plasmodiidae
Exons: 2
Coding region: 1-441 (146 amino acids)
Source: RefSeq, a predicted model, not a curated record
AUGAACUUUUUUAGGAAGUCUAUAUGCUCAGUUUGUAACUCCUGCAAAUGCUGCUGUGAAAAAGAAGAAAUAAAAAUCACUGAGAGGACGUACACGUACAACGAACUGGACGCACUCUGCAGUAAGGAGGAACCCAUCACUUUCCCCUGUAUACCAACGGAACGCAUCGUAUUAAAUUCGUUCGACAAUCCGCCUCUGUACUACCAUCAGAUAGACAGCGAGUUUUACGCAAAGAAUAUUUUGUACGACGUGCCCCUCAUAAGUUACGCGCAGGGUCCCUUUUACGAAAAAAUGCCUGACUUAAAAGAUAAUGAGAAGUAUCAAUUGCCGACCAUCAGUUAUGUAUCCGAUCCGGUGUACCUCCGACGGAGGCAGAAGUGCGCCCUGUCCGAUAUCACAAAAUCUAUUUGUUGCGACUCGUGCAAGUGCAAAUGCAGCUAG